AUGACCUAUUUGAACGAGAUGGAUGUCAUGGAAGUUGAUCUCAACAACAAGGCACUGACCUGGGCAGCCGUGCGGUCUGUUCAACGCAUUUUGAAACGUCAGGGCUACAGGCGUGGGAAGAAGGCCGGCUCAUCCAGCUACCAUUUGUCCAAGUCCAACGUGCUUGCUCGGGACUCGUACGUCAAGGUGAUGCAUCCAGUUGUGUGUGCAUCUCCGAAUGCCAGCGUUGUGUACCUGGAUGAGUCAUUCAUCCACCAGCAUUACAAGCGCCACAACGACAGCUUAUUCGACCCCAGCGACGACCUGGAUGUUCAACGCAAGGAAAACCACAAAGGGCGGCGUUACUGCUUCAUAGCUGACAUUCUGGACUCGCCGGACAUGGAGUGCCAGGUGGUAGCCCUUGACAGAGUUCACAUUCCUGCCACAUAA
Aphanomyces astaci is the source of this 429-nucleotide messenger RNA. RefSeq lists its product as hypothetical. Lineage: Eukaryota; Oomycota; Saprolegniomycetes; Saprolegniales; Verrucalvaceae. The record is from RefSeq and is a predicted model, not a curated record. The transcript has a single exon. The coding region runs from base 1 to 429 and encodes 142 amino acids.